GGCGGAUGGUGAUUGGUCGCUGCUGCUGUCCAAUCGGCGGCGGGCUGUCCGAUUCAAAUCGGGAUCGUUGGGCCUGUUGGUCGUUGGUCUUAGUCGAGUCGUUACCUUGGCCGGACGUGGAGGUGAGGUCUGCUCUUCCAGCUCUCUUGCCCUCCGCCCCGCUGCGAGCCGGCAGGAUGGCCCACAAGCAGAUAUACUACUCGGACAAGUACUUUGACGAGCACUACGAGUACCGGCAUGUCAUGUUACCCAGAGAACUUUCCAAACAAGUACCCAAAACCCAUCUGAUGUCUGAAGAGGAAUGGAGGAGACUUGGUGUCCAACAGAGUCUAGGCUGGGUUCAUUACAUGAUUCAUGAACCAGAACCGCAUAUUCUUCUCUUUAGACGACCUCUUCCAAAAGAUCAACAAAAAUGA
Molecule: messenger RNA, 416 nt
Organism: Cynocephalus volans (Philippine flying lemur)
Lineage: Eukaryota; Metazoa; Chordata; Mammalia; Dermoptera; Cynocephalidae
Gene: CKS2
Product: CDC28 protein kinase regulatory subunit 2
Exons: 3
Coding region: 6-416 (136 amino acids)
Biological process (GO): regulation of mitotic cell cycle
Cellular component (GO): SCF ubiquitin ligase complex; cyclin-dependent protein kinase holoenzyme complex
Molecular function (GO): ubiquitin binding; protein kinase binding; cyclin-dependent protein serine/threonine kinase activator activity
Source: RefSeq, a predicted model, not a curated record